Molecule: messenger RNA, 405 nt
Organism: Rotaria sp. Silwood1
Lineage: Eukaryota; Metazoa; Rotifera; Eurotatoria; Philodinida; Philodinidae
Source: the annotation of a GenBank genome assembly
AUGACAUAUGAACCAUAUUGUAUGCUUUCUUAUUAUUCAUCAUUUAAUGCUAAUGAUGAAAAUCAAUAUGAAACAUCGAAUAUAAAUUAUAAUUCAAAUUCUUAUUCAAUAUCAAAAGAACCAAUGACAAUUUCUAUAGAUUCAAAUACAAAACCAAUACAUCGAUCAAAACAUAUUCCACAUUAUUUACGACCUAAACAUAUUGUUGAAAAACGUAAUAGACGUGAACGAAAACGUGUACACAAUGUUAAUCAAGCAUUUCUAAUACUUCAAGCACUUCUACCAUUUAAUAUAAAUAAUAAUAAAAAUCAAUUAAAUUCUACUCGUAUAUCAAAAGUUUGUACACUUCGUAAAGCUAUUGAUUAUAUAGAAGCACUUCAAAAUAUAUUAAAUGAAAUAAAUUAA